UUUUUAGUUGCAAUACCAGCGACAUGUGGCGCUGCAGUCGGAACAAAAUGUCAUGAUUGUUGGAGCAGUCGGGCAGAGCGCUUCAGUCGCUUCGUAAAUGGCACCGUCGUGAAACGUGCGAGAGUUCCGCGCUGUGAAACUCAAGUUUAUUUGCUGUGAAAAAGAAACAAUUUGCAAAGUAGAAUGAUGGAAAAAUGUGAUGUGUAGUGUAUGUGAUUGACUAGAAAAGCCAAAGUGCAUAAAUAUUGCGGUGUUUAGUGUUGGGAGAAGAGAGAAAGAAAAAAAAGGUGCCAAAGGGAGGCGCAACAUGAAAUCGUAGGAGUCGGAAUGACAUUGUGAGAACUUUGUGGGCAAAUUUGUUCUAUAUCCCUGCCCCUAUCCUCGUCAUUUUCUCCAAUAUUUCUUUGGGCCACGCACCUUUGUGGAUUAACAGUAAUUACCCCGGGGAGCCGUGCAGUAUGAGCAGCUGGGCAGCACGGAUGCAUCGACAUGCUGCCAAUUUGGGCAGUGUGGUAACCAGCUGUGGCCAUCCAGAACCUGGACCCUAUCCCCAUCGCCUGGAAAAGGUCAAAUUUGGCAUUCCGUUGGAUGAAGUGUGCAAAAAUGACAUCCCCGGACCACUCCUUGUGCUCAUACUCAAGCUCAACAAGGAGGCUCCGCUGCGGAAGGAUGUGUUCAGGGCACCUGGUCACCAGGGGGCCAUCAAGAAGCUCAUUCACUUCCUGCAGGCAGGACGUCUUGUCAAUGUCGAUAACUAUUCCGUGUACACCAUUGCCAGUGUCCUCAAGAAGUUCCUGCGCAAAAUUCCGGGCGGUGUCUUUGGACGGCAGGGCGAGGCAGAGCUCUUUGCCAUCAUUGACUUGCCCAAUGAGGAAGAGCAGCAGGAGAGAAUUCACAGACUUUUAAUGUCACUGCCAGUCUACACACAGCGACUUCUUGUUCUGCUGUUUGGAACAUUCCGGGUGAUUGCGAGUAAUGCCGAGAGGGCGGAUACGGGGAUGACCAGUGAGGCUCUUGGUGUGUCAGUGGCACCCAGUUUCUUUCAUUCGUGCGUGAGUGAUGGCAAAACGGCACGAAUGGAGGAUGUUCUUCGUUUUAAGGUUGCUACUAGAAUCAUGAAACAAAUGAUUGAACAAUUCACAACAUUCAACUUAUUUGGACGUGAAAAUUAUGAAUAUUAUGCAAGAGUGACGGGACGAGUGUUACGUGUUCAGGAUGAGUGGAUUAUUAGUUUUCGAUAUCCACCUCUACCGAGGGGCAAAUUCGCUCAACAAAACUAUGCACUUCAAUUGUCACUCGAGACGGAAAAGACAUGGUUACAGUGCGAAUGUGAACGCUGGGGAAUGAUUCAAGAGGAAUCUCAUUCGACGCCGGCACUUUUGACAGCUGGAGGUCCAAAUGUUGGCAAUAGUGCAAUGUCACUGGGAAUAAUUCCUGAACAUUCACUUCUUGAAUCAUGUGCACGAUUGUCCGUGAGUCUCGAGGGUCCGGGCAUUUUUGCUGGCACCACAAAUCAAUCGAGCUGUUCAUCGUCACUAUCUGGACAUUCGUCAAAAUCAGGCUCACACCAUCAUAUGACAAUGGAGGAGCUGAGGGCGGUCAAUCGCUAUGCUGAAAGUACAAAGAGUCUCUCAUACUUGCCACAGGUCCAUGAACGACAGACGGCGCGCAUGAGGACACGCUCCGAAUGGUUUUUGGGGGCUCGUGGUGGUUCAUUGGAACUUCAUCCGGACCAUAUGCGACAGUCCACGAGUCCAGGAUGCAAUCAAUCAUCGACACUGCCAUCAACAGCAACAAUCGUUGGCAACAUCGGCUUGAGCGCUUCGGCUGAGUCGGUGCAUCAAUUGAAGCGUGCCAAUAGUCGUCGUUCCGGUGGAUCUCGCCACCAUCCGCAUCGAUCAUCAUCGAGACGCAACAAAGAGAAUGGCUCCAGAUCGGGCAGUUUUCGCAAUAAUCCAGGCAGUGGCCUGCAAUCCAGUAAUAGUCAUCACAACAGUACGGCCGGUAGCCAGGAGAAUGCCACUACUUCGGGAUCAGCGGGACGCCUGAAGAAGCCCAAAGGAGUGACGUUCGAUGCUACAAUAACACCAGCAAAAUGGUGCGAUUUUCCAGCAAUUGAUGUACCGCCUCAAGAUGCCACAGACACGGAUGUGUCCAUGAUCACAGAUUCCAAUGAGGACUGCCACGUGGUCAUGAUGGACACAACUCCGCCACAGGACACCAUUCUGCAUCACUACAAGCCACCACGUGUAUGAUUCCCCGCCACGAAGCACUAAAUCCAGAGGCACAAGAAAGCACCAAAGAAUUUGAUACAUUCGUCACACGUUUCUCUUUAACAACUUAUGCGCAUUCUACCGUAUAUUAUUUUCUUCUUUCAUCAUUUUUUUUCUUUUGUUUCCUGUACCAUUUAAUUCUAGGUGUGAUUGACGAUCCAGAGACGCUCAAUAUGGUAAAAAAAAAUCUCAAAUUUACUAAAUGAUGUAUACUUGAUGUUCAAAUUUGUAAGAUUAACCCCUCAAUUUUGGGAUGACAAAACUCAGGCAGGGAAUUGUUGCAAAGUUCUUUUUUCCUUUAGGAAUUGGAGACACGAGAAGCUAAGAUACCAGGAAUCUUUCUUUAACCCUUUAAGGACGAGAAAGUCAAAAAUUGAAAGUCAGAAAAAAUCACUUUUUCUGACAUUUUAGAGUAAAGCAUGACUUUAGAUGGCCGUAGAAAAAAUUUAAUUUUUGGGUCACCGGUGACCCAAUCGUCCUUAAAGGGUUAAUCCUUCAAUUGAUUUUAUAAAACAAUUUUAAAUUAUAUUAAAUGCAAUUUUGAAUAUUUUAGAGGUAAUAUAAAAAUACUUUUAGCAAUGAAGUUCUUUUCAAAUUUAAUUCUUAUGUAGAAAACAAAAAUGCCUUACAUUUUUUUAAUAAUAUUUUUAAUAUUUCAUAAAAUGUGAAUGAAGAUUGAGAAAUUUCGAUCAUUCUCAUAAUGUGUUACAAAGCAUUAUUACAAAAGCUGAGGGUGUGUAUUAAAAUUUAUCAAACCUAAAUUAUCAAUUCCUGAUAAAAUUCUGAUGAGCCUAGUUUUUCGUAUAUCAGGCCUGAUUCUAUAAUUUGUAAAAGAAAAUAUUCCAGAAUUUAGGUUUUUAUUUCACCUAACCUAACCUGAAAGAAAGAGAUCAUUUCAUAACAGCAAAAUUCCAAGUUAAAUGUAAACAUUUAAUUUUUUAGUUUGGAUAUAGGGGAAGGUUUUGAAGGUUCGUAUUAACCCAUUCAGUCAAUGUACCAGAAAUACUUGAGAUAGAAUGUUCAUAUUUUGGGAUUAGUUUCCUACAGAUUAGUAGAUGAUUUUUUUAAAAAGAAAAAAAAAUUAUCUCAUAUGGGGGCGCGGGGAGCCUCUGUCAAACACACGUCUUAAUGGUCACUGAAUUUAAAUUUUGUGCAUUAAUUCAUUACAAACUCUAUUGCUUUAGAUAGAGUAACUAUCCAAGAACACCAAUUGGCAACUGGAAUUCAAAUCAGGAAAGAGAAAAGAGGCCAAGUUUAACAAAUUCGACGGGAUGUCGUAUUUUCCGUCCGCCAUUUUGACCAAAAAUUUUGCAUGACCUUCUGCGAAGCAAGAAAAUAAUAACAAAAUCUAUUUCCAUCUCUGUCGGACUGUUUUUCCCAAGUAACUGAAGAACUAAAGUUACUAAAAAUCUAUUCCCGACAGCAAUUCGGAUAAAAAUUGCCCAGAAAUAAAUCAUCAAAAAUCACUCAAUUUGCGUAUCAUGUAUAAUACCAUGGUAAGGAAUGGGUUAAAAAAGGAGUCCAAGAUUUAAGAUCUUUUACUGAAAGCCACACACACCGAAUCAAUUUUAUCACUAUAUCAAAAAAAAAUCUCUUACUUAUUGGGUUCUGCCUCACAAAAUUCGAAGUCCUUGGAUUUUCCUCUACAGGAAAAUGAAAAUGUAGCGGCAUUUUUUACGAAGGUGUCCUGGUUAACUCAGCUUCGUAUCACAUUUUCCAACCUCUGUAGGCCUCAUUUUCCCCAAAAACAUUACACCGAACACAAAAAUUUGGACAUCACUACUUAGAUCGAACUUUCAUCUACUUGUUUUCACUAUUUGUAGGAGUCACGCAUUAAAAAUCAUUUUUAAGCUAUUUUUCUAACACAUGUUUUCUUGACACUCGGAAAACCAUUUUUUCCCUGCAUUUUGACAGUCAGUUAAGAGCUUGGUAUGGUAUGAUUCUCUCAUAAUCACACCUAAUGUAAUCCUCAAAUUUUCUCUAACACCUCCAAUUGGUCUUACAGAACAUAUUUCGAACGUAACUGAUUUAAAAAAAAAUGACCAGUCACCAAUUUAAAGUGAAAUGUGGGAAGUUCCACCUUAAAAACAAGGAAAAUUGAAUGAGAAAUACUCAAAAUAGAUCGAAGUAUGGCAAUUAAAGAAUCACAUCUACCAUAAGCAGUCUAGUUUCAUCACUGCACAAAUCAGACAGUAGUAAUCACACCUAUUGUAAUCCUUGUUUUUUCUCUAACGCCUCGAAACUAUUUUACAGAACAUUUUUUGAACAUCAGUGAUUCUUAUAAUUACCAGUGAUUAAUUUAACCCUUUAAGGACGAUUGGACCACCGGUGUCCCAUAGAGAAAAUAAAUUUUCCUGACUAUCUAAAGUUAUUUUUUUCUAAUGUCUGUACAUAAUUGUAAAGUAGAAGGUUGAACGGAUACUAGAAUAUUUUUUUGCAAGUCUCCAGAUAUUUACUACGUAAUAAAUAUUUGAGCUCAAAAAUUGCGAAUUUUUAAAUUCUCAAAUUCAUAAUUGAUUUUAUUUAUUUUUUAUACUUUCAUUUUUUUUAAGAAAAACCCUUUUGGCAAUAAAAACUACAAUACUCAUACGUAAUAUUUUUCAUUAAAGCGAAAAAUAUUAUUCAUUGGUAUUGUCAGAAAAAUUACUUAAGUUUUUGGGCUAUUUUUGUUCCUAUCGCUCAUAGAUAUAAAAAAUACACCGAAUCAGACUCUGUUGGACUUUCUAAGGUUAGAUGUAAGACUUAUCAUUGAUUAUGUUUCUCAGUUUAAUUUUUAUUGUUGAUUUUCAGUCCGUAAAAAGUGUCUCGUCGUUAAAGGGUUAAAGUAAAAUGUGAAAAAUUCCGCUUGAAAACAAAGCGAAUUGGAUGAAAAGUUCUCAAAACGCACCGCAUGGGCAAUGAAAGAAUCACACCUGCCAUAAGCAGAUUCAGGCUUAAUGUUUAAUUUGACAGAAGUGAAAUAAAAACAUCUGAUGAAGUCUCAUUUUGAUGGGGAAGUGCGUGUUUUCCUUCGAGAUUUUAGUGUAAAUUUUUUAAUAUCCCAAAAUUUUCUUUUGAAUUUAUUCAGUGGAAUCUCUGAUGAGACAAAUACCCCGAGCGGCAUGCACAGUGUGACCCAAAAGAGUGAGGAAUUCUCAAAUUGGGUGGUCAGUAAUUUUGACAGAUGUUUUUACGAAGCUGCAAAAUUCAAUUUUCCUGAGCUGCAAGGGUGGUAAUUUUUAUGAAUUUUCCUUCACCCGCAAAAACGACACCCUUCAAGCAAAAGAUUUUCACGGUAAAUAUUAACCCUAAUAAACCUUCUAUUUCUUGGAAUAGUUUCCUUUUUCGAAAAGACACUUGAAGUGUGAAAAAAUGCAUAAAAUAUUACACAUCAAAAUUACAAUUUUAGGCCCAUUUUUUAUUUUUGCCUUUUGGACCCAGGAAAAAAAGCCUAGGCUUCCAAGUUUGUCAGGAAAUGUGAGAUGUAGGACUAGCUUUUAGAUUAUAUGUCCAUGGAUGAAAUUCAUUUAGUAACUUGGAAAAAAAUCAACUUUUACGAAGCUGCAACAUUACGAAGGUGCAAAACCUUCCACUACUAGCAAACGUACGACUUAUUUCGGGACAGAGGGAGUACUAUAAAAUAAAAAAAAAUGAUUUUUUUGAUCUGAGAGACCCAUGUAUAACCCAUUAAUUCUGUAAAAGAUCAUUAGUUGAAAUUUAUCGAAAAGAAUUUCGCAAUGAACUAUUAAUUUUCUCCAACAUUUUCCAAAACCCUGAGUUUUCUUCUAUCCCAAAAUUGAGUCGUAAAUCCCCACCGACAGUGAACCACAGAUAUAGUAAAUUAUACAAAGAUUGGAUUGAUGAAAAUGUCAAAGAUUUUAACACCAAAUUUUUAUGAAUUUUCAUAUGGUAUUCUUUUAUUUUGAUUUUCAGACAUACACUUGCAAAAAGAAAGUAAGAUGAUUAAUUGACCAGUAAAUUAGUGAAAUCAGAAAAACAAACAAAUCACAUUCCUUUUGAGCAUUUAAAUGUUUUAAGGGGACACAGAGAAAGAUUAAAAAAAAAAGUUCAAAGAUAUUUAAUGCUUUUGAAGAAAACAAAUCUUCGAAAAAUCUAAACUGACUCAUGAAGAAAAAAAAAACGACAAACACCGUCCACAGACACCCAAACAUAAUCACAGUAAAAAACAAUUUAAAGAACAAUUUUUAUCACAACGAACUUAUGUAACAUUAAAAUAUUUCCUUUUUAAAUUCAUUUUUUAUUGAAUUAUGUAAUUUCUGCUGUUUCUUUAUAAGAAUACAGAACAAAAAAUGUUCUUUUUGAAACAUUUUUGGAAAAGUCGAGAAAAAAGAACAGAAAUAAAAAGAAAGUGUCUGAGCUGAAUAAUGGUAAAAACAAAUUUUUAGCGUAACUAAGAAGUGUAAUUUUUAAUUAGAUGAAAGAAAAUUGAUAUUGAUGUGCUAAAAUAUUUUUUUCCUUUUUUUAGAAAGAUAAACAUUUUAGGUAGAAAUAAAUUUAUCAUGACAAAGAAUUUCUAUCGAAUGAAAUUUGUAUAAAGCUUAUAAAAGGAAACUUUAAAUUUUAUGAAAUAAUACGCUUUUAUUGUUUUUUAAUAAAUUGAUAGUAUAUAUGAAGAUUUUAGAAAGGUUACAAAUUGAAAAAAAACAAAGAAACAUUUUAAAAAUUAAUAACAAAGUGCUCAGCUCUUUGAAAUGAAUUUAAGAGGAAAACACGCUGAAAAAAUUGACAAAAAUUUAAAAUGGGAACCAAUGAAAAUUAUUUUUCUUAAUUUUUAAAAUAAAUAAUUAGACUACAGAGAAUUAUAAGUAAUUAUAUAUGGAAAAAAAACAUAGGGCAAUAGGGCUUUUUAUUCAAAGAAAACUAUUUUAAAAAAAUUAUUUUAUGCUAUUGAAUGUUAUCAUUGUUCAAUAUGAAAUUCUUGCCAAAAACAAAAAUCAUUCACCGAAAAAUUUGUAUUAUUUUUUUAUUGCAUUAUUAAUUAUCUUGUUCUUGGUAUUUAAAAAGAAAAUAAAAUAAAACAGUCUUACACAAAAAUAAAGAAACCUAGCGACGAAGAAUUACAAAAAGAAAACAUUUUACUAGAUUAAUUGAUGAUGAAGAAAAAUAAAACAAAUGAUAUAAGAGAAAAAAACUGAAACAGACUGAUUAAAGACUAUUUUUUUAAAAUAGUUGAGAAAAUGUUAUUAAUUAAAACACGAGAAAUAUUAAUAAUAAGGUGAAAGAAGUUUUAAUGCAGAAAAAAAACAAACACAUUACAAAAAAAAAACUGCUUUUUUAGUCAAAACAAAAUUAUUUCCAGUAUUAUUGAAUUAUUGAAAAAGAAAAAUUUAUAAAUUUUUGCACCCCACACUCCUACUCUAAAUAAUUAUUAAAUAUCUACACUAUCUCCACGCAGUUUCACAG
Molecule: messenger RNA, 7676 nt
Organism: Phlebotomus papatasi
Lineage: Eukaryota; Metazoa; Arthropoda; Insecta; Diptera; Psychodidae
Gene: RhoGAP71E
Exons: 7
Coding region: 459-2255 (598 amino acids)
Biological process (GO): signal transduction
Molecular function (GO): GTPase activator activity
Source: RefSeq, a predicted model, not a curated record